UCAGCUGACCAGAAAUGCAGUUAGCUGAGAAAUGUGUCGGUGUAACACUUAAAGAAAACUCAGAAGCAACAACAAGGGAGUCUCCAACCGUGAGCAUCACAGGAUCUGGAUUAUUGUGCUGAUCUCCGCCAGCCGCAGCACCAAAGUCUCCCCAGACAAUGGCUUCACAAGAAAACCCUCCGUCUAUCCCUUUCUGGACAUGAACAACUCUCUGUUUGACACUUUCUGCCUUUUCUUUCACUGCCUCCCCUUCCCCCUCUCCUCUUUACUUUGUGAGUGUCCUGCUUUCUGUCUGUGAACAUGGACGGCACAGAGCAGGUGCAGCCCAGUCUGAACUCGUCCUACGUCCCGUCUGUCGGAAACCACCAUGUAUCCGAGGACGAGGAGAGCGAGGACACGAUCCCCUCUGCCUCCCUCCUCCCCAAACUCUCCUCAGUUCCUCUGGCUGUCCGCUACAGUCCUGAGGACUCGUACUGUUUGGUUUACAUCAUCUUCUUCCUGAUGGGCAUCGGCUCGCUGCUGCCCUGGAACUUCUUCAUAACAGCCAAACACUACUGGCUCUACAAGCUGAGUAACAACACUAACGAGGGGAGCGACGAGGAGCAGCGCUCACCGCUCAGUGAUUACUUUGAAAGCUACCUGACCAUCGCCUCCACGGUGCCCUCUGUGCUGUGUCUGAUACUCAACUUCUUUUUAGUGAACAGGUUGUCUGCACACGUGCGGAUCCUGUCGUCUCUUUUUGUGAUCCUGGCGGUGUUCAUCGUGACCACGGUGCUGGUGAAGGUGGAUGUGUCGGACUGCAGGACGGAGUUCUUUAUGGGCACGCUGGCCUGUGUGGCGGUCGUCAGCGGAGCCUCAAACCUUUUCUCCGGCAGCGUGUUCGGGAUCAGUGGACACUUCCCCAUGAGGAUUUCACAAGCCCUCAUAUCAGGCCAGGCCAUGGGGGGCACGCUGAGUGCUGUAGCAUCAAUCGUCGACCUGGCAGUGGCCAAGGAUGUGACGGACAGCGCUCUGGCUUACUUCCUGACAGCCGACGUCUUCAUCCUGAUCUGCAUCGUCACAUAUCUGUUGCUGCCCAGGCUGGCUUACUCAAGACACUACAUGCUCGCAGCAUCAAGCAGCAGUUCGACUGCGAUAAACGAAGGGGGGGGAGUGGCGGGCGGCGGAGUCUCCGUCCCCCCGCUCAAACCCAUCCUGAGGAAGACGUGGGUGCUCGGCCUGAGCGUCUUCUACGUCUUCUUCGUCUCCAUCAUGGUGUUCCCCGCCGUUUCCUCUGGGAUCCAGUCCGUGCACAAAGACAGCGGCAGCCCCUGGACGACCACUUACUUCGUCCCCCUGACCAGCUUCCUCCUGUACAACGUGGCCGACUUCUGUGGCAGGCAGGCCACCGCUUGGCUGCAGCUCCCCGGUCCCACCAGCAGGGCGCUGCCUGUGCUGGUGCUGUGUCGCUCCGUCAUGGUGCCGCUCAUCAUGUUCUGUAACUACCAGCCGAGAGACAAUAUCCACACUGUGCUCUUCACCCAUGAUGUUUACCCUGUGGUCUUUAACUGCCUGCUCGGCCUCUCCAACGGCUACCUGGGCACGCUGCCGAUGAUCUACGGCCCUAAAGUGGUACCUCGAGAGCUGGCCGAGGCCACAGGAGUGGUCAUGUCGUUCUUCCUCACGCUGGGACUGGCUGUGGGGUCGGCCUUCUCUGUUCUCAUUGUGCACUGCAUCUGACCAGAGAGCGAUAACCUUCUCAUAAAACAGUGUUACAGGUGGAUGGUUACAGAUAGCAGCUGGACUGAUGAGUCAUCGGACCCCCCAGCUGAUAAAACAAAAACCAGCAGCAGGAGAGUCGCUCUUCUGCCGUGAGGGAAACGUGCUGCUGAUAAGCCUCUUGAUUCCAAAUUUUUAACCACGAGUCCCUCGACGCUCACAUUGACCGUACAUUCAGGUGCUGCUCGGGUGCUAAAGGUUCCCACAUUGGGGAAGUUGUUCUUCUGACACGUUUUCAGGAGUUUUACCCAAAUGUAAGCUGUGAAAACUAAGGUUUUCAAUACAUUGUGUUUUAAAAGGUUACAAUCCAGGAAUAUGUGCAUGCAGACUAACAAGAAAUCCAUCAAACAUUACACUCACCUGCACACCGUCUACAUUACACAAAUACAUCUGCAAUGUUUGAAAUGUUGUCAAUGUAUUUGUGCAAUUAAGGCGAUUUUUUUUUUAAUGCAACUUUUGAUGAUUCAAAACUUUUAAAAGAAAGAAAUCACCCAGUAUUGGGUGCCUGGUUCUUUCUGUUGCUGCAGUAUCAAACAGUUAUCACUUUCAUUAGAUUUGUGCUCGUAUCAUAUUGAAGAUUAAUAUUCUGUUAUUGUGACAAACCUUGUGAAAACAACAAAGUUGUUUCUCAGAUUAAAUUCCAGGUCCAAUCAUGUUUACAGCAACAAACGGUACAAGACUAAAACCAUAUUACACAUUAAAGGAAGAAUGUGUGACUUUUUGAUCCAGUAGAUGUCGCCCUUGAGCUCCAGCAUGAAACCAAAACAAACUUCUGUUAGGCCACGCCUCCUCCAUACUGAAGCCUCCGCUCUCCUCCAGAGACACACCUCCAACCCCCCUCCACUUUCAUUUGUACAGAGUUUUGAAUAAGAACGCACUAUAUUUAAGCACCAUUAAGCGCAAUCGGCGGAUAAAAUUGUCCUUUGCUCGAGCUGCAAUCACCUGUGUGCUGUUAAUGUUAGCAUGCUAAUGUUAGCGCUCUUUAGUUAGCUUGUAGCUUCACAUUGAGCAUUAAUUUACACAGAAUGAAGGUGAUCUAAUGACACUUACAUGACAUUUAAUUAAUCAUUGAGUAUGUUCUUCUUCUUCUCUCUAGUUCUUGACUAAAACAGCUUUUAUACACAAGGGGAGGAGCCGGCCGUCCCG
Messenger RNA from Labrus bergylta (ballan wrasse), 2904 nucleotides. It is a transcript of the gene slc29a3, whose product is annotated as solute carrier family 29 member 3. Gene Ontology annotation, biological process: nucleoside transmembrane transport. The record is from RefSeq and is a predicted model, not a curated record. Lineage: Eukaryota; Metazoa; Chordata; Actinopteri; Labriformes; Labridae. Gene Ontology annotation, cellular component: plasma membrane; Golgi apparatus. Gene Ontology annotation, molecular function: nucleoside transmembrane transporter activity.